Ophidiomyces ophidiicola is the source of this 591-nucleotide messenger RNA. RefSeq lists its product as uncharacterized. NCBI's taxonomy places the organism in Eukaryota, Fungi, Ascomycota, Eurotiomycetes, Onygenales, Onygenaceae. The record is from RefSeq and is a predicted model, not a curated record. The coding region runs from base 1 to 591 and encodes 196 amino acids. The transcript has a single exon.
AUGGGCCAGGCGCAGGGCCUCCUCCUCGACGAUGCGGAUCUUAGGCCACUCGGGGUCGAGCCAGAUGAAGCCGCCGUUGGCGAGCUCGUAGAGGGCGGCGAGGGCCCAGGAGCGGCAGGACAGGCCGGUGCGGGGGUCGACGGUGGCGGCGCGGAUGCAGACCUCGACGGCGGCGAGCCACUCGGCGCCGAUGUCGUCGAGCUCACCGACCUUGAGGCCGGCCAGCAGACCCUCGGAGGUCAGCACGUCCUCGUGCGCCUUCAGCAGCUGCCAGUACUUGCCGAUGGGCAGCUGGUGGAACAGCACGCCCGAGCUCUCGCUCUGCGCGACGAACAGGCCCCAGUGGAACUUGCCCUUGGCGCCGGUGUCCCAGAUGAAGAGGUACACGCCCUUGGGCUCGACUCUGGGCGCAGGGCCAAGCCAAGGCUUAGCGCCCGGCGGGUGCUGCUGGUGCUGGUGCUGGUCUUUUUGUUCUUGUGGUUGUGGGUGGUGGUUCGGGGGAUCCUGGGCGGGCGGUGCGGCGGGUUCGGGGGCAGGCUGGACUCCCGCGGCAUGGCGGGCGAGGAGGAUCGGGGGACGGCUCGGGGGUAG